Messenger RNA from Pseudomyrmex gracilis, 1515 nucleotides. RefSeq names its product protein SDE2 homolog. The transcript is spliced from 3 exons. Gene Ontology annotation, cellular component: nucleus. The record is from RefSeq and is a predicted model, not a curated record. NCBI's taxonomy places the organism in Eukaryota, Metazoa, Arthropoda, Insecta, Hymenoptera, Formicidae. The coding region runs from base 149 to 829 and encodes 226 amino acids.
UUCUGGAGGAGUUGAUUUGAGUUUACAGCCAUUUUGUGUUUGACGUUUGUGAUCUUGCUGCUAAACAAGAAUCUGAUUUUGGGCUGAAAGACUGAAAAUUCGCGUAAAAUCUUUUUCCGAUUUUGACGCAAACGCGUUCCAAGCAAAAAUGUUGAACAUAAAGAUCGCGGGAGUAUUCUUAAAAUCCGCUAACGUCGAAAAUGACGCGUCAAUGACAAUGUGCGAAUUGUCACAACGAGUCAGUGACGCAACUGGUCUUUCACACGAUCAGUACUAUGUGUUACACAAUGGCAGACUUAUGCAGGAACACGAUGUUUGCUCUCACGGAUGUAUAGAUGUAAUACCAAGACUGCUUGGUGGCAAAGGAGGUUUUGGUUCUAUGUUGCGUGCGAUAGGUGCACAGAUAGAGAAAACUACAAAUCGAGAAGCCUGCAGAGAUCUGAGUGGCCGCAGAUUACGCGACAUAAACCAGGAAAAAAGACUGAAAGCUUGGGUGGAGAAGAUGACUAGAAGAGAAAAGGAAGCUGCACUAAGAAAGCAGAAAAAGUUAGAGAAGCUCUGCACCGAACCGAAACACGAAUUCAAGGACAAGCGAUACGACGAGGAACGAGCGGAGAUGACAGACAGAGUCGAAGAUGCUGUGGAAGAAGGUUUCAAAGCCGGGAUAUUAGGAGCAACCAAACCGAAGGAAGAAGUAAAACCUAUAAAGCGUAAAACUAUAUUAGAUUUGGACAUAGAUUCUGAUGAAAUCGACACCUCGGACGACGAUGACAGUAACAAACAGAAUAUAAUGCCUGCAAAAAAAAGAAGCAAGGUGGAACAAGUAUAAUAGUGAUCGAUCGCUGAAUAUUAUUGUGGGAACAGUAAUGUAAUAUGACAAAGGUGGGAAUUAAAAAUAUUAAAAACCACCAAUGUAUGAUAUGAUUAACGUAAUAUAGAAUAUAAAAAAUAAGAUACAUAGAAUAUAAGAGGGAAUAAGAGUUUGUGUUUUUAUUUAUUACGUAUUGUAAGAUCACGUAAGGUAAAUGUGUUUCAGCAGUUAAACUUAUAAUUUUUUACAAUAAAAGAAAUUAAUUUUCUUGCAAGUUCGAGCAUUUUAUUUAAAAAUUUAAAUGUAUAUUAUUAUUGUAUUAAUGCAUUAUUGUUGUAACAUAUAAAUAGCAAAUAUGUCAAGUAGUUUUUUAACAAAUUCGCGAGAUUUCUUGACAAAAGCUUAAGAAAUUCUUCAAAAUUUGUUAUUAGAUGCGACACAUGUUACAAACUAAUAAUUUAUAACUAAUAAUUUUCUCAAUGUUAUAUAUAAUCAUUAUUUCAAUUCAUGUUAAUAAAUGUUUAUACUUUACAAUAGUAAUCUUUAAUUAAAAAUUAGGAUACAAAAUAAACUUGCAUUAUUGUUCGGAUACCGGGAUGCACGUCCGAUUGGUGAGACAUUUACUUUUAUAUGUUAAUGAUGAAGUGUAGAGCAAAACCGAAUGAAUAUAAAUAUUUAAGUGUAAUAAACUGUGUCUGCAAAUU